AUGGUCAAGAAUCAUAAUGUGUUCAUGAAGCUGGAUGCUGACCCGGAGCCGGCCGGUCAGGGACACCCCUGCACUCCCGCCAGGAGGGACUUCCCGGUAAGCGCAGGAUCCCCUAGCCUGCUCUCCCCUCCCCCAUCCUCCCCCACCUCCCUCCCGGAGGUCCAGGUCCGGGAGGUGUCAGCCGCCCUCCGAAAGCCGCGGCUGCGCUCGCGGCGGGAGUCCCAGGCCCCGAGGCCGCCCCAGGCCCGAGCACUCACCGUGUCAGAGGCCGCGGCCGCGGGAGACGUGGUUGGAGGCCGCGGCGGCUGCGCGCUGAGCAGCUUCCUGCCGUCCGCGUUGAGCGAUCUUCGCCGGGGCGGCCCGACGCCGAGGAGCCCGUGGCCGGGAGGGUCUGCCGUUGCCCGCCGCCCGAGACCAGGACCCCGACUCACGAGUGCUGGGACAAUGCUGCAAAGAAUGGCGAGGUUGAUUGCCAGGGUCCAUCAGCUGAACCAUGGACGUUUCUUGCAUGCGGGGACCCAAGCACCCCAAAGCAUUGCUGCCCGCCUAGAUGACCAGGCUCCAGGUGAGAGCCCUAGAGCUCUUUCCCGCACCCGAGAGUGUGACCCGGCCAACCAUGGUGAGCAACAUGAGGGUCAGCACUACAGCAUCUCCCUCCAGGACAUGAAGACUGUUUUCCCCCACGGCCUGCCUCCUCGUUAUGUAAUGCAGGUGAAGACAUUCGGUGAAGCUUGUCUGAUGGUCAGGAAACCAGCCCUAGAGCUUCUACAGUACCUGAAAACCACCAACUUCACACACCCGGCUGUGCGCUAUGUUCUCUAUGGGGAGAAGGGCACGGGGAAAACCCUCAGUCUCUGCCAUGCGGUCCACUUCUGUGCAAAACAAGACUGGCUGGUCCUGCAUAUUCCAGAUGCUCAUCGUUGGGUGAAAAAUUGUAGGAAUCUUUUGCAGUCCACCUACAACAAACAGCGCUUGGAUCAACCUUUAGAGGCUUCGACCUGGCUAAAGAAUUUCAAAACGUCAAAUGAGCGCUUCCUGAGCCAGAUAAAAGUUGAAGAGAAGUAUGUCUGGAACAAGCGCGAGAGCACAGAGCAAGGCAGCCCUCUGGGAGAAGUGGUUGAACAGGGCAUUACGCGGGUGAAGAAUGCCACAGAUGCCGUGGGGAUUGUGCUGAAAGAGCUCAGAAGGCAAAGUGCUUUGGGUGCUUUUCACCUCCUGGUGGCAGUGGAUGGAGUCAACGCUCUCUGGGGGAGAACCACCCUGAAGAGAGAAGAUAAGAGCCCGAUAGCCCCAGAGGAACUAGCGCUUGUUCACCAUCUGAGGAAAAUGGUGAAGAAUGAUUGGCAUGGAGGCGCCAUCGUGCUGACUUUGAGCCAGACUGGCUCGCUCUUUAAGCCCCGGUCAGCCUACCUGCCCCACGAACUGCUGGGAAAGGUGAGCGCAGCCUGUGCCUAUUGCCAUUCUGUCUAAAGGGGCCAUCACCCCGCUUCUCCUCGUCGUGUGCAUUUUGAUGUCACUUCGGCCUUCACCCAGACAUCCAGAAGGCUGGCAUUU
This is a messenger RNA of Echinops telfairi (small Madagascar hedgehog), 1554 nucleotides long. It is a transcript of the gene DAP3, whose product is annotated as death associated protein 3. Gene Ontology annotation, molecular function: structural constituent of ribosome. Bases 1 to 1470 code for a protein of 489 amino acids. Lineage: Eukaryota; Metazoa; Chordata; Mammalia; Afrosoricida; Tenrecidae. The transcript has 13 exons. The record is from RefSeq and is a predicted model, not a curated record. Gene Ontology annotation, cellular component: mitochondrial small ribosomal subunit; mitochondrial ribosome. Gene Ontology annotation, biological process: apoptotic process.